AUGGCAACAGCUAAUUUCUGGAUGUCAUUUACGAAUACAUUACUUGAGAGCAAUUCAUAUUUGAAGAAAGCAAAACUGAAUAAUUCUGAAGAAGUACAGGCUAUAAUUGAUACGGGAAGUUCCUUUUGUCUCUUAAGGACUUCAGUUGCUCAGAAACUCAAAGUGAAACCAGAACCUGCUUUGAAUGAACUGUACAGUUUUGGAAAUCAAAGGGUGCCUGCAGUGACCUCUAUAGGAAUGAUUAAAGCCGAUAUAGAAGUUGAUAAUGUAAAAGGCCAAGGCAUAAAUAUAUACCUUGUACCUGAUAAUGCACAGCCAGUUGAUCUAAUCAUCGGACGGACAUGGCUUGAUCUACCUCACAUCGCUUAUGUCAGAAUAGGAAAAAGAUUUCACUUCGCGUAUAGGGAAGAUGAACUAUUUAGUAACCUCCAAAUUGAUGAAAAAAUAAAUCGAGUCUGCCUUAAAGCUCUUGAGGAAAAUGAAUUAGAGAAAAAUAGUCCUUAUGCUGCAAAUAGAAAUCGACACUGUGGCCAACUGUUCUCUAAACAUCACUUCAUGCCAAAGCAAAGACAGAAUGUCGAAAGUGAUUCUGUCUUUAGUCAGAGCCAAGAGAAUGUAGAUGAUAAGCAGCAAAUACAACCUCAAAGGCCCGUACGAAGGCAAUUAUGUUAUCCUUACUUCAGGCAAUAUUGUGGUUAUCUAUCUAUAGCACUUCCACGAAACGUUGGACGUGAUGGAAGAGAAGAUGAACAAAAGGAAAGAAAAACGGAGAAAGAGUUUCAGGAGGUGGAAGAGACGAUCACUGGAAUCCUAGACUAUUUUAUCAAAGGUGCUUUAAUAAGCAAAAUCCACUACUAUCAUAGGAAUGACACUGAAUGCAGUCAAAGUAGAAUGGAAGGAGAAGCAACUAGUAAAUAUACUGAAGCAAAUGACGACGAAAAACAGCAGCCACGCGGUCAAGGAGCUAGAUCUUGUCCACACUUUUGA
Messenger RNA from Stegodyphus dumicola, 987 nucleotides. RefSeq lists its product as uncharacterized. NCBI's taxonomy places the organism in Eukaryota, Metazoa, Arthropoda, Arachnida, Araneae, Eresidae. The record is from RefSeq and is a predicted model, not a curated record.